UUAGCCACACAUUUUGCAUAUCAUCUUUUUAAUUUGGCUAUAAAUAUUAAUGUUUGGUUGCUCAGUAUUAAUUUCAUGUAUAUUUUCCUUCCCUUAUAGUAAAGAGUAUUGAGUAGAAUAUGGAAUCAUGGAUGUGGUGUUUCCUUCUCUGUUCCCAUUUGCUCAUCCUUUAUUUUUCACCCUCUCAUUCCUUAUGCCACCCCCAUGACACCUCUGCCUUGCUCCACUUCAAAAACUCUUUCACUAUUUAUGAAAAUCCUUAUUAUUCUUAUUUAUUUUGUGAUACUGGUAAUUCAAAGAUGACAACAUGGGAAAAUGGGAGAGAUUGUUGCUCUUGGGCUGGAGUCAGCUGCCACCCCAUCUCAGGUCACGUCACUGAGCUCGACCUCAGCUGCAGUGGCCUUCACGGCAAAAUUCAUCCAAACAGUACGCUUUUCCAUCUUUCUCAUCUUCACUCACUCAACCUUGCUUUCAAUCAUUUGUAUCCAUCUCAUUUGUCAUCUCUCUUUGGUGGAUUUGUGAGCCUCACUCAUCUCAACUUGUAAUUAGUCUCACUUGAUCUCUCUGGUAAUAAUUUGUUAAAGUGGAAGGAAGACACUUGGAAGAGAUUGCUCCAAAAUGCAACAGUUUUAAGGGUGCUUGUUUUUGAUUAUGGAACAGAUAUGUCUUCCAUUUCAAUCAGGACACUCAAUCUGUCUUCCUCUUUGGUUACUCUUAGUCUUCGAGCGAAUGGGCUAAGAGGAAACUUGACAGAUGGCAUUCUCUGUUUACCAAAUCUUCAGCACUUGGAUCUUUCAGUUAACAACCUCAACGGUUCAAUCCCUCCCUUUUUCUCUAACUUCACACAUCUUACUUCCUUGGAUCUCUCAGAAAACAACCUCAACGGUUCAAUCCCUCCCUCUUUCUCCAACCUCAUACAUCUCACUUCCCUGGCCCUUUCACGUAACAACCUCAGGGGUCAAAUCCCAGAUGUCUUUCCUCAGUCAAACAGCUUUCACGAAUUGGUUUUAAGUGGUAACAAAAUAGAGGGUGAGCUGCCAUCAACACUUUCAAAUCUUCAACAUCUCAUUCACUUGCAUCUUUCAUAUAAUAAAUUGGAGGGCCCUCUGCCUAACAAUAUAACAGGGUUUUCAAACCUAACAUCGUUAUGGUUAAAUGGAAACUUACUGAAUGGGACAAUUCCUUCUUGGUGUUUAUCUUGGCCAUCUUUGGUGGAUUUAGAUCUAUCAAGAAACCAAUUCUCUGGGCAUAUUAGUGCAAUCUCAUCAUAUUCCUUGAAGAGAUUGUUUUUAUCCCACAACAAGUUACAAGGCAAUAUUCCAGAAUCAAUUUUUAGCCUUCUAAACCUUACUGACUUAGAUCUAUCAUCAAACAAUUUAAGUGGAUCUGUCAAAUUUCAUCGUUUCUCCAAGCUUCAAAAUUUGGCAACACUUCACCUUUCACAGAAUGAUCAGUUAUCACUAAAUUUCAAAUCAAAUGUCAGUUAUAGUUUCUCCAAUUUAUUGAGUUUGGACUUAUCUUCUAUGGGUUUAACUGAAUUUCCAAAAUUAUGGGGAAAAGUCCCAAUCUUGGAAUCGCUCUAUUUGUCCAACAACAAACUUAAAGGUAGAGUGCCAAAUUGGUUGCAUGAAAUAUCGUUAUCUGAAUUGGACCUCUCUCAUAACCUAUUGACACAAUCAUUGCACCAAUUCUCGUGGAACCAACAACUCGGUUACCUUGAUCUUAGUUUUAACUCAAUCACUGGUGACUUCUCUUCCUCAAUUUGCAAUGCAAGUGCAAUUGAGAUUCUCAACUUGUCUCACAACAAGUUGACAGGAACCAUUCCACAAUGCCUUGCUAACUCAUCAUCCCUUCAAGUUUUGGAUCUACAACUGAACAAGCUUCAUGGCACUUUGCCAAGUACCUUUGCAAAGGACUGUUGGCUCAGAACUCUGGAUCUCAAUGGCAACCAAUUAUUAGAAGGUUUUUUGCCAGAAUCUUUGUCCAAUUGCAUUAAUCUGGAGGUUUUAGAUCUUGGAAACAAUCAAAUAAAGGAUGUGUUUCCCCAUUGGCUUCAAAUUCUACCAGAAUUGAAAGUAUUGGUUUUGCGAGCCAACAAGUUGUACGGUCCCAUUGCCGGUUUAAAGACCAAACACGGAUUCCCCAGUUUAGUCAUUUUUGAUGUCUCUUCCAACAACUUCAGCGGCCCAAUACCAAAAGCCUACAUUAAAACAUUUGAAGCGAUGAAGAACGUUGCUCUACAUGCCUAUAGCCAAUACAUGGAAGUUUCUGUAAAUGCUUCUUCUGGACCCAACUACACUGAUUCUGUGACUAUAACAACAAAAGCAAUUACUAUGACAAUGGAUAGAAUUCGAAAUGACUUUGUAAGCAUUGAUUUAUCGCAAAACAGAUUUGAAGGAGACAUUCCAAGUGUCAUUGGGGAGCUUCAUUCACUCAGAGGACUCAACCUUUCCCAUAACAGACUUAUUGGUCCUAUUCCCCAAUCCAUGGGAAAUUUGACAAACUUAGAAUCAUUGGAUCUCUCCUCAAAUAUGCUCACUGGUGGGAUACCUACAGAAUUAAGCAAUUUGAACUUUCUUGAAGUCCUAAAUCUUUCCAAUAACCAUCUUGUGGGAGAAAUACCUCAAGGAAAACAGUUCGGUACUUUUUCCAAUGAUUCCUAUGAGGGAAACUCUGGGUUAUGUGGACUCCCACUGACAAUCAAAUGCAGCAAGGACCCUGAACAACAUUCUCCACCUUCAACUACCUUCAGGAGAGAAGGAGGAUUUGGAUUUGGUUGGAAACCAGUGGCUAUAGGAUAUGGAUGUGGAAUGGUCUUUGGAGUUGGAAUGGGAUGUUGUGUAUUGUUAAUAGGAAAGCCUCAAUGGCUUGUGAGAAUGGUUGGAGGUCAACUCAAUAAAAAGGUGAAAAGGAAGACAAGGAUGAGAUCUAAUGAAAAUGGUAGCAGAAUGAAUUAUGGGUUUUCAAACCUAACAUCGUUAAGGUUAUAUGAAAACUUACUGAAUGGGACAAUUCCUUCUUGGUGUUUAUCUUCGCCAUCUUUGGUAGAUUUAGAUCUAUCAAAAAACCAAUUCUCAGGGCAUAUUAGUGCAAUCUCAUCAUAUUCCUUGGAGAGAUUGUCUUUAUCCCACAACAAGUUACAAGGCAAUAUUCCAAAAUCAAUUUUUAGCCUCGUAAACCUUACUUUCUUAGAUCUAUCAUCAAACAAUUUAAGUGGAUCUGUCAAAUUUCAUCGUUUCUCCAAGCUUCAAAAUUUGGAAGACCUUCACCUUUCAUGGAAUGAUCAGUUAUCACUAAAUUUUGAAUCCAAUGUCAACUAUAGUUUCUCUAAAUUAUUCUUGUUGAACUUAUCUUCUAUGGGUUUAACUGAAUUUCCAAAAUUAUCGGGAAAAGUCCCAUUUUUGGGAUCACUCCAUUUGUCCAAUAACAAACUUAAAGGUAGAGUGCCAAAUUGUUUGCAGGAAUCGAACUCAUCGUUAUAUGAUUUGGACCUCUCUCAUAACCUAUUGACACAAUCAUUGCACCAAUUCUCAUGGAGCCAACAACUACAACUCAGUUACCUUGAUCUUAGUUUUAACUCAAUCACUGGUGGCUUAUCUUCCUCAAUUUGCAAUGCAACUGCAAUUCAGAUUCUCAACUUGUCUCACAACAAGUUGACAGGGACCAUUCCAUAAUGCCUUGCUAACUCAUUACACCUUCGUGUUUUGAAUCUACGACUGAACAAGCUUCAUGGCACUUUGCCAAGUACCUUUGCAAAGGACUGCCGGCUCAGAACUCUGGAUCUCAAUGGCAACCAACUAUUAGAAGGUUUUUUGCCAGAAUCUUUGUCCAAUUGCAUUGUUCUGCGGGUUUUAGAUCUUGGAAACAAUCAAAUAAAGGAUGUGUUUCCCCAUUGGCUUCAAACUCUACCGAGGACAUUCCCCAGUUUAGUCAUUUUUGAUGUCUCUUCCAACAACUUCAGCGGCCCAAUACCAAAAGCCUACAUUAAAAAAUUUGAAGCCAUGAAAACCGUUUUUGGACAUGCCUGGCAAUACAUCGAUUUUGUUGAAGAUUCUAACUACGCUGAUUCUGUGACUAUAACAACAAAAGCAAUUACUAUGACAAUGGACAGAAUUCGAAAUGACUUUGUAAGCAUUGAUUUAUCCCAAAACAGAUUUGAAGGAGAGAUUCCAAGUGUCAUUGGGGAACUUCAUUCACUCAGAGGGCUAAACCUUUCCCAUAACAGACUUAUUGGUCCUAUUCCCCAAUCCGUGGGAAAUUUGAGAAACUUAGAAUCGUUGGAUCUCUCCUCAAAUAUGCUUACUGGUGGGAUACCUACAGAAUUAAUCAAUUUGAACUUUCUUGAAGUCCUAAAUCUUUCCAAUAACAAUCUUGUGGGAGAAAUACCUCAAGGAAAACAGUUCGGUACUUUUUCCAAUGAUUCCUAUGAGGGAAACUCAGGGUUAUGUGGACUCCCACUGACAAUCAAAUGCAGCAAGGACCCUGAACAACAUUCUCCACCUUCAACUACCUUCAGGAGAGAAGGAGGAUUUGGAUUUGGUUGGAAACCAGUGGCAAUAGGAUAUGGAUGUGGAAUGGUCUUUGGAGUUGGAAUGGGAUGUUGUGUACUGUUAAUGGGAAAGCCUCAAUGGCUUGUGAGAAUGGUUGGAGGUCAACUCAAUAAAAAGGUGAAAAGGAAGACAAGGAUGAAAUCUAAUGAAAAUGGUAGCAUAAUGAAUUAGAUGAUAUGUGGCAUGACUGUAGAAUGUCUUCUUGCACACCUUCCUGUUGAAAUUCAAUUCUGCCUUGUUGAAAAUAAAACAUAAGGGCCAAAACCUUAUCACACUGCAUUGCAUAUGCAUGGGAGAUCUGUUUCAAAGUUUAGUUGUAAUUGUAAUAUGAUGUGUUGUACUUUUUUUUUCUCUGUUGGAUAGAUGAGUGUGAUGUACUUUUUUCCCCUUCCUUUGCUACUGAAACUCGGGUCUAAAUCAUCAUAAGUUUGAUGUUCUUCAUUUUCCUUGAGCGGGCUAUUUUGUUUUAUUUAAUACAUAUAAUUGUAGUAUUGGUUAUAUAAUAAUAGUUGUUGUUGUA
Molecule: messenger RNA, 5070 nt
Organism: Glycine soja
Lineage: Eukaryota; Viridiplantae; Streptophyta; Magnoliopsida; Fabales; Fabaceae
Product: receptor-like protein 18
Molecular function (GO): protein binding
Source: RefSeq, a predicted model, not a curated record